This is a messenger RNA of Aphanomyces astaci, 1577 nucleotides long. RefSeq lists its product as hypothetical. The record is from RefSeq and is a predicted model, not a curated record. Gene Ontology annotation, molecular function: histone acetyltransferase activity. NCBI's taxonomy places the organism in Eukaryota, Oomycota, Saprolegniomycetes, Saprolegniales, Verrucalvaceae. The coding region runs from base 16 to 1467 and encodes 483 amino acids. The transcript is spliced from 12 exons. Gene Ontology annotation, biological process: regulation of DNA-templated transcription.
CGAUUUCGUGCAACGAUGCCAAGUGCGCCAGCCGCUGCGGCACCAGCGGCGUCGACGCUGACGACGACAUCCGAUUCCGGAUAUGCAGUUGGGGCGAUCCUUGUAGCCCUGUGGAUGGGGGAGACGGAGCGCACGUGUGUCGUGAUUGAUCGAAAAGCGACCACGGCGGGCAAGUUCAAGUACUACGUGCAUUGGCACGAUUUCAAUCGGCGCAUGGACGAAUGGAUCAAUGCAGACGAGAUCGUGCGUCGGGGGACCGACGAGGAAAUCAAACAUUUGCAGAAAAAGGAACACAAGGAGAAGGAGAAGGAAAAGGAACAUGACAAAACAGGAGGCACGGUGGGAACUGGCGACCACAGUGACAGCAAGGACAGCGGGCGCGGCACGCGCGGACACAAGCGGAAGACAGAGAGCGACUUUGCAGAGCCCGACGAGCAUGACGAACACGAAGGCAUGGACGCCGCGAGUAUCCGAGAGCACGAAGAAGUGACCAAAGUCAAGAACGUUCGAUUCGUGGAAAUCGGCAAAUUUCGCAUGGCGGCGUGGUACUUUUCGCCGUUUCCAAAAGAAUAUUUCCCCGACGGCAGUAUCGACUGUCUGUAUUUUUGCGAAUUUUGCAUGACAUUUUUCCGUUUCAAGUCGGAACUCCGUCAUCAUCAAGAACGCGUGGCUUGUUCCAGGUACCCUCCUGGCAACGAAAUCUACCGCCACGAAGGCAUUUCCGUGUUUGAGGUGGAUGGCGCAAUCUCCAAACCGUACUGUCAAAACCUGUGCUACUUUGCCAAGCUGUUCCUCGAUCAUAAGACGCUGCAUUACGACGUGGAUCCGUUCUUGUUUUACGUCAUGUGCGAAGUCGAUACCCGUGGAUUCCAUCCGGUGGGGUACUUUUCCAAAGAAAAGUACUCGGAAUUGGGGUACAACCUGGCGUGCAUCUUGACAUUUCCGUGCCACCAGCGCAAGGGCUAUGGGAAUUUUAUCAUUCAAUUCUCGUACGAGUUGUCGAAAAAGGAGGAAAAGGUGGGCAGCCCGGAAAAGCCACUGUCGGAUCUAGGGCUGGUGAGCUACCGCAGCUACUGGACCAAGGUAUUACUGGGGAUUCUAAAGGAACCCCAGCACAAGGAACUGUCGGUGAUGGAUUUAACCAAACUCACGUCCAUCAAGAACGAAGAUAUUGUCACCACGUUGCAAAACUUGAAUAUUAUCAAGUACGGUUCGGUUACUCGAAAUAUAAUAUCACAAGUGACGUUGGGGGAUUGGUCGCCAAUUGUGAAAUACAUGUCGGAUAGGUAUUGCAACGGCCAGUAUGUGUUUGUCUUAAGCGACGACGUUGUGGACGAUCAGCUCAACAAAGUCACCAAGAAAGGGCCGCAUGUGGUGCCGGAAAAGCUGCAUUGGGCCCCCCUCCACAUUGAAAUCAAGCGCGACAAGUGGUCCCUGCGGGCCAAGGCCCACGACGCGGAAGAGUAAUGUGUAGUACUACGUAGUAGAUAGUAACCAAAGCCAUUGAGUACUUAACGACUAGUUCGCCAGAGCCAUUCUCGACUAACGUUACUAGUAGUACAGUUACCAUGAUCGAC